ACAGUAUGCUGCCAGUGUACAUGAGAAUCAGGCAAGGAUUGUGUUGAGGAUAAGACAGCGUAUAGUCAACCUGGCUGCAGAGCUGUAAUGAUCACACUGAAUGCUGGAGGGAUCGGGAGAGAGAAUGUAGAAUGAAAGUUUCCAAUUCUACAUGUCGGCACAUGUUGGAGCUAAAGUGGAAACUCACAACAGUGGGAUUUUGUAUGUUUGAUUAAUGAGGAACAGCAUGUAUUUCGGCAGUACUUGUCAGAAUGCAGUCUUACCUGCCUUGGUGCGACCAUCAUUUCCUCCUAUGCAGCCAACCCUGGACCUAAAACCCUUUCUUCCAUUCCCAUUGGAUACUGCGGUUAACCUUUUUCCCAACUUUAGUGCGAGCUUGGUUGGAAUUUCUUCCAGGACAGAUCAGUUUCAACCCUUUGGCAGCUGGAAGGCUGGGAUUUCGGGCAGUCAAUUAUGUGUGAGUAUGGACCCAGUUCAGAAGGCAGUAAUAAAUCACACUUUUGGAGUCACUGUUCCUCCAAAAAGGAAACACAUAAUUCCAUGCAACAUCUGCCAGCUAAGAUUUAAUUCAGAGAGCCAGGCAUCGGCCCACUACAAAGGCACUAAACAUGCCAAGAAGCUCAAAGCACAGGAAACCCCGAAAAAAAAGCAGAAAGCUGCUGCCACCAAGGACAGCGCAAAGACUACUGUCACCUUCACCACUGCCAAUACCAUCAAUACCAGCACUGACAGAACAGACAGCACAACAGGAACACCGUUAUUACCAUUAGCAACAGUAACUGCAGCAGAACCAGCGGCAGCACUGACAAAUUGUAGUGUGCAGACAAGUACAGAGACAACCUCGGGGGCCGACAAGAAAGAGGUGGCAUCAACUGGCAGCAACUCCUGCCUUCCAAUGGAGACAGAGGAGGAAAAAGCCAAAAGACUGCUCUAUUGCUCUCUAUGUAAGGUAGCUGUCAACUCUGCCUCACAGCUGGAAGCACACAAUAGCGGUACAAAGCACAAAACGAUGUUAGAAGCCAGAAGUGGCGAAGGAACUAUUAAAGCUUUCCCAAGGCCUGCAAUAAAAGGCAAAGUUGCUCCCACUACCAAGGCAAUUACUGGUCUUCAGAACAAAACGUUUCACUGUGAAGUCUGUAAUGUUCACGUCAACUCAGAAACACAGCUGAAACAGCACAUUAGCAGUAGACGGCAUAAAGACCGAGCUGCUGGAAAACCACCAAAACCCAAAUACAGCCCCUACAACAAAGCCCAAAGAGGAACGACUGCACAUGCGGUAAAACUCGCAUUAAGAAAGGAACUUGGAAAGACACUGACCCCUAGAAUUGUACCGAAUCACAUUGCAGCGAUGACAGCAGCAGCAGCAGCAAGGGGCUCCCCCUUCUCAUUACGCUCGACUCCAGCAGGUGCUCUCUUCCAGACUCAAGCCCUCCCUCCAGCAUUAUUACGGCCUGCACCAGGACCCAUACGAACACCUCAUACACCUGUGCUUUUUGCUCCAUACUGAUGGGAGUGUGGACCGGUAUAGACUCAUAGUACUGCAAUAACUUAAAGAGUAAACAGGGAACUAUGCAGUGAGAUCUCCAUAGGAUCAAAGGCAUUAGAAGAGACUGGACUACUUUUGUAAAGAAUUAAAAAAAACUGAGUGACUGUAGUAAUGUUUCACAAUGUUUCAGCAUUCCUAAUUAGAAUUGUCUAGAAACUAGUGCAUAGUUUUAGUAAGGUUAGAAUACGUUUGUGAAUGUGCUGUUUGACACCCCCACCCCCACAAGUAGUUCAUGCUUUAUAAGCAACAGUACAUGUGUCACAGGACAUUAUCUCUGCAGUCUAUGUAUAUAAAACACUGUAAAGAUUACCCUCAUUAUCCCUAAAGCUAAGUCAGCAGUGUUUGACAACAACAAUUAGGACGAUGACACAAAUAAUGGUAAGCAUUAGUGUGGUGCUUGUUUGUGUCAUUAGUUUAUGUGUUAAAAAUGAAAACUUUGGAAUAAAAAAUACUUACUUUGUUG
Polyodon spathula (Mississippi paddlefish) is the source of this 2009-nucleotide messenger RNA. RefSeq names its product zinc finger protein 385D-like. The record is from RefSeq and is a predicted model, not a curated record. NCBI's taxonomy places the organism in Eukaryota, Metazoa, Chordata, Actinopteri, Acipenseriformes, Polyodontidae. Gene Ontology annotation, cellular component: nucleus. The transcript is spliced from 9 exons. Gene Ontology annotation, molecular function: nucleic acid binding; zinc ion binding. The coding region runs from base 215 to 1507 and encodes 430 amino acids.